Messenger RNA from Zychaea mexicana, 1962 nucleotides. RefSeq lists its product as uncharacterized. The transcript is spliced from 8 exons. The coding region runs from base 201 to 1538 and encodes 445 amino acids. NCBI's taxonomy places the organism in Eukaryota, Fungi, Mucoromycota, Mucoromycetes, Mucorales, Lichtheimiaceae. The record is from RefSeq and is a predicted model, not a curated record.
CUCCUUCUCUGCCCCAUCCUCCCCUUGAGUUUUCUUAUCCGUCUUGUCGGCUUGAUCCUAACAUUUCUUCUUUUUUAUGACAUGCCAUUAUCAUUUCUGUUGCUGCUGCUACUACUACUACUAGUGCAUUCUUCUUGACCCCUAAUGAUAAACAGCACGAGGAGAACAAACUUUUGAAGCGGCAGAGUUGUGCGGUUGUCAUGUCACAUCAUCAUCACCGUGACACGACGACGAUAACAACAGCAGAUGACGACGACCUUGUUCUCACAGCCGAUGAGCAGCCGAAUUCGGAUACUGUUUCUUUACCGCCACAACUGCAGCAGGAAGAUCAUUAUCAUCAUCCGUCUCACGUUCCUCAUCCUCCAAUACCACCCGUACCCCCACUACCACCAUCAGCAGCAGCAUCAUCGAGUUUAACAGCGUCCGAUGAUAAACAGAAAGAUACUGAUAGUAGUCCAAAGGAUGAAGGCUCAUGGCAUAUUGUCAAUACUCCCUCUUCAACAACAAAAGGCCGUCCCAUCGAAUCAUCAUCAGCAGCAUCGUCUGCUUUUUCAUCCUCUUCCAGCUCUUCUUCACCCUCGUCCACUUCAUCGCAUUCAACGUGUAAUCACAGCGUCAAGGGAUCGCCGUCUUCUUCUGCUUCUGCUUCUCCAAGCACAGCAACAUCAGAAGCAGCAGCAGUAGAGCACAAGAAUGAGGCAAACCUCCUGCGUGAGGAGCUGGAAAGGGAAAAAAAGGUUGUAGCUGCAUUGCAGAAGCAAAAAGAAGCCUCGGCAAAAGAUCUGGACUAUUUUGGUAGAAUUGUCGAAAAACUUGCGGACGAAAAGUCUGUGCUGUCGCAACGACUAGAACUAGAGAAGUUAAAUGUCAAGCACAAGGAGCAAGAUAUGUCGAUACUUUUGGAAAAGAUAAAGACUUCUGCCGACGACGCGAGAUACAAGUCGUUAGAAGCCAGCAAAUACAAACGCGAACUCGAUGAUUUGCGGUCACAGGUGGAGAGGGAUAAUCAUGCAUACGAGGAUCGGAUCCGUCAUAAAGAUGAAAAAAUCAAUCAUCUCCACUCGCAAUUGGGAAAAGCAGAAGAGCAGAUACAGGCUCUGAAAUAUGCCAUGGAGCAGCUCGCCAAGGCACAGACGAAUGCAGUAGCUACCCCAGCAUCAGGACACGCCAGCAGUGAUGCAGAGAAAAAGAUCGAGCCACGACCGGCAGCAUCGCGCAGCACUUUUACGGAGCAUAGCAGCAGCAGCAGUAGCAUCAGCAGUGGUGCUAGAGAUGGUGGUGCUGUCCCUGGAAACCCACAGACCCCAACAGCAGCAGAAAAGCCAUCAUCUGCGAAGGGUGAAAAUGACACUUUGGAUCGCGAACUCCGUGAUCUGACACAGGAAAAGGAGCAGCUUCUACUGCAAUACUCAAAAAUACCGAUAUCGGGUGCCACGCGACAAUCACGAAGGCAAAAGGAUCAACUUGAAGAAAGACUCGACAAGGUCGAUGCCCAGCUGAGUCGUGUCAAGCAAAAAAUAAGAAUCAGACGUGCAUGAUUUUGUAAUACACAAAAAAAAAACUAUCAUAUGAAAACCACUAUAGUACAUUUUAAAUUCGCCUCGUUCCAAUAAUCUCUGCACACACUUGGUUUUUACAGCGCAAAUUUCAAAUAUAGUUAUAUUUUAUGUAUCAACAUGGAAGCCUGGGAAGUGCUCUGUAGUAAAGCGUUCAAUGGCGACGAAGCUGCCAAUCACCUGAUUCUGUUCCUGGAAGGAUGUGGCAAAUUAACGGCGACCGGAUUCACCGUAACGACAUCGUCCCUGAACAAUCCCGAUUGCGCAUUACUUGAGCAAUUAGGUUUUGUUGCUGCCCAGCCACAGAACAACAACAACGAAUAUACCCUACCAGGGCAACAAUGGUCUUCAUUUCUCGAGAAAAAACGAAAUGCGCGUGUAGCCUGGCACGAGCAACGACAGCGCG